Lytechinus variegatus (green sea urchin) is the source of this 740-nucleotide messenger RNA. RefSeq lists its product as uncharacterized. The coding region runs from base 6 to 614 and encodes 202 amino acids. NCBI's taxonomy places the organism in Eukaryota, Metazoa, Echinodermata, Echinoidea, Temnopleuroida, Toxopneustidae. The transcript has 2 exons. The record is from RefSeq and is a predicted model, not a curated record.
AGUCCAUGGACCAAGACGAUCCAUCAUGUCUUCAGAGACUGGAAAAUUGGACCAAGGGAGACACCGGGUCUUGGUCCUAUCUGUUUCUUGGUCUUCAAGAGAUAGAACGACCAGAGUUGGCCCAAAAGUUUGCGCAAGAAGUGUCCAGUGACGUCAUCACGAGACUAAGAUCGAUACCCACUUCCGGUGAAGAGAAAAGGAGUCGAAAGAAGCGAAGGGCUGGGAACCAGCUUCUGACCAGGCCAUUGAAGCCCGGAGCCCAGGACGGGAUCCAGCGGGAGAACACUCCGAUGAUGAGGAGUAGGGGAAAUUCGGAAAGGAGACAUGGGAGAAGUAAUGCUGGAAGAACGCAUGUCAAGAGGAAAAGAUUAAGAAAACAAGAAACGGGAUUAGACACGCAAGCGAAUGGAGGAGCCCCGCGAUUAGAAGUCAAUACGGGAGAGAGGGGAGGAGUCACGAGAAGACAGGGAAAGGGGAGGCGGAAGGGCGGGGCUAAGAGGAGGACGAUGACGGGGAAGAUGAGGGGUAGGAGCAAUCAGAGAAGGAAAAGACAGCGGGGUCGCAGACCCAGUCCACUGAAUCAUGGAUCGAGCUCAGGAGGGGGAGGGGUAUAGGAGGAGGUGGGAGGAGCUUGGGAGGCAGGGAAGUGGACUGGAAAUUUCGCUGAAAUGGGAGGAGCAAAAGAGACCAGUAAAAGACGUUGAUCGAUAGGUUGAAGAAACCACAGAGGCCUCGUACCA